AAAUUUUUUAACGAAAACAUUAUUUUAACGUCCUUUAUUUCCAAGCUUCCGAACCCUUUAUCUUACAUUACAAUAUAUCGCCAACGUCGCCGUAAAAAUAUUUGCGCAAGUUUCCGUAUAUUAUGCCUUAAAAAUAUAAUAAAAAUAACGGGGGCGAUUGCUUUUCCAAUUUUAUUAUUGGAAAUAGCAAUAGUUUUAUUAGCCUUGGAAUUUGUACCCAUCAACUCUUUUUCCGUACCUCCCAUAUUAUUACAGACUUACGAUAACGACUAUAUCACACUUCAAUUAACAGAAUUUUUCUUUAAUAGUGCUGGUUUUGGUAAAUUAGGACAUGGUUGGCCGACAAAGGAAAACGCAAAAUGUUGGAGCAACAGCCGUAUAGGUACUAAUUCCGCGACGAACGUCAUCGGCGAUAUGGUCCGUAGCUUCCCGAACCUACGUUUCGUUAUAACGGUCGGGAUUAGCGGUAAAAUUUUAACCAUAUAUAAUAAUAUCCGGUUUGGCGACGUUAUUGUAAGCGUUCCCGGAAAUAGGCAAAACGGUAUUCGAUAUUACGAUUUUAGGGUUUCCAAACAAAACGCCGAUUUUAAGGAAUACGGUUAUUUAAAUGGACCGCCAAUAAAAAUCCUUGGUAUAAUCGCCCGUUUUUAA
Pyricularia grisea is the source of this 651-nucleotide messenger RNA. RefSeq lists its product as uncharacterized. Lineage: Eukaryota; Fungi; Ascomycota; Sordariomycetes; Magnaporthales; Pyriculariaceae. The transcript is spliced from 3 exons. The annotation marks the transcript as partial. The record is from RefSeq and is a predicted model, not a curated record. Gene Ontology annotation, molecular function: catalytic activity. Gene Ontology annotation, biological process: nucleoside metabolic process.